AUGUCCUGCAUAUGCCUGUUGCAGUUUAUAUCCUUGAAAGAAUGGAGAAGAAUGGAGGAAAAGCGUGUCAGCGGCAUCAUGGGCUGGUUUCGUGAGCGUUUUGGCAAACAAAGGAACGGGCAGGACCAAAUCAACCCAUGUGAAAACCCUCCUCCUCCUCCUUCUCACCCAUCAGAUCUCUCCAUCUCCACCUCUAUCAGCUCCUCUUCCUCCUCUCAUCAGCAUCUGCCCUCAUUUCUCUCCUCAUCCCUCCGCUCAGCUCUUACAUACGACCUUUAUCUGUGUCACUCCGAGAAGGACAUGGUGCAGGCGCAGAUUUUGGCCUCUUUCCUGGAGCAGCCGGAUAAAAGUCUCCGCUGUUUCCUGCAGGAGCGCGACUGUGCGCUGGGCGGCGCUGUUUCCUCAGAACUGCUGCGGGCGCUGCGGGACAGCCACUGCUGGCUGCUGCUCAUAACUCCACACUUUCUGAAGGAUGAUUGGUGUUUGUAUCAGAUGCACCAGGUCCUGUCCGAGGGCCCGAUGUCUCAGAGGAUUAUCCCCGCCGUGCUGGACAUGCCCAGAUCUGAGCUCCCGCUGGAACUGCGCUUCCUCUUCUCUGUGGAUCUCAAUGUAAACAGAGAGUUCGGCUUCAAACAGGUGUACAGAACUGUACUACACUAUUUGAAGGACGUGUGUGAGAAGGAAAAGUCCAGCGGUGUGUCUCAGACGGACAGACGAGAGGAGAAUCCGCUAUAAGCAUUCAUUGUGUUCACUGCAAUGACUAUAUUCUUCACUUCCAGGAAGUGACAUGCAGACAAGGCAAUAGUGUGGUAUAUGUACCAUAUCUCCCUCCAGUGCUCUACUAAUCUCUAAAUAAA
Danio aesculapii is the source of this 857-nucleotide messenger RNA. RefSeq names its product toll-interleukin 1 receptor (TIR) domain containing adaptor protein (gene tirap). The record is from RefSeq and is a predicted model, not a curated record. NCBI's taxonomy places the organism in Eukaryota, Metazoa, Chordata, Actinopteri, Cypriniformes, Danionidae. The coding region runs from base 1 to 735 and encodes 244 amino acids. The transcript has 3 exons. Gene Ontology annotation, biological process: signal transduction.